Alnus glutinosa is the source of this 1686-nucleotide messenger RNA. RefSeq names its product WAT1-related protein At5g40230-like. The record is from RefSeq and is a predicted model, not a curated record. Gene Ontology annotation, cellular component: plasma membrane. Lineage: Eukaryota; Viridiplantae; Streptophyta; Magnoliopsida; Fagales; Betulaceae. Gene Ontology annotation, molecular function: transmembrane transporter activity. The coding region runs from base 79 to 1170 and encodes 363 amino acids. The transcript has 8 exons.
AAUUACAUAAACUAAGAAGCAAGUUACUGAAGCUGCAAAGGUGUACUAGAAACUAUUGAGAGAGAGAGAGAGAGAGAGAUGUUACGGAACCACUGCUACAAGGAUGUUCUGCCAUUUUCAGCCAUGGUUGCUGUGGAGUGCACAAAUGUGCUCGUAAACAUCUUGUUCAAAGCAGCCACUUUGAAAGGGAUGAGUAACUACGUUUUCAAUGCUUACUCUUAUGCCGUGUCCACUCUUAUUCUUCUCCCCUUGGCCUUCAUCUUUAGCCGAAGGACUGGGCUUCCUCCAUUGAAGCUGUCUCUCCUCUACAGAAUUUUUCUCCUCGGAGUGCUUGGGUCUGUAGGUCAGAUAUGUGGCUACAGAGGUAUAGAAUACAGCUCGGCCACUCUUGCUUCAGCCAUGAGCAACCUCACACCGGCUUUUAUUUUCAUACUUGCCGUCAUUUUCAGGAUGGAAAAUCUAGCUUUGAGAAGCUCAAGUACUCAGGCUAAAAUCAUGGGCACCAUAGUGUCAAUAUCAGGUGCACUGGUAAUUGUUCUCUAUGAGGGCCCUAAAAUCAUAUCGACCUCAUCUCAAACACUAUCCCUUUCACAUCAUUUUCCUCUGGGCUCAUCACAAACGAAUAGGGUCAUAGGUGGCCUUCUACUUGCUGUUGAGAACCUUCUAUUUGCAAUGUGGUACAUUGUUCAGGCUCAAGUUAUGAAAAUAUAUCCAUCGGAGAUAAUUGUGGUCUUCUUGUACAUUUUGUGUGGGACUGUUAUAUCUGCACCACUAUGUUUAAUUGCAGAAACAGACUUGAACGCUUGGAGACUAAAGCCUGAUAUAGCAUUAGUUGCCAUUGUAUACUCGGGAUUUGCUUCAUCUUUUGGCACUGUUGCCCACACGUGGGGCCUGCAUUUGAAGGGGCCUGUGUAUAUAUCAAUCUUCAGGCCAUUGUCAAUUGCUAUAGCAGCUGCUAUGGGUGUCAUUUUCCUUGGUGAUGCUCUAUAUCUUGGGGGUGUUGUUGGAGCAGUAAUAAUAUCAGUUGGGUUUUAUGUUGCUAUAUGGGGAAUAGCAAAAGAUGAAGAAGAAGAAAUGAGUGAGGAUUGUGGCUUUGGUAGCUUGGAACCCUCAUCAAAUGAUAAGACCCCUUUGUUGCAAAGAUGUAAAGUUGAAGAUCUAAGCAUGUAGGUUGAUGAAGGAAAUGUGCCAGCAAAUCACCAAUUUCUUAUGAAGUUCCAUACUCCUAUGGAGCAAGAACAUCUCUAUCCCGAGUUAAAGCUUCUACUGUCAUAUGAAAAGCAUUUGCCUUUGUCACUUACGAAUAUGGAAAGGCUGAGAGGGGAAAUAGAUUCAGCAGUUAUGAGAUGAAUAUCCCAGUUAAUUUUCUCCACUAUAAUCUUUAUUCGUGGCGUAAGAUUAUCAGAAAUUGCAGAAUGAUGCAGUGAGUUUUAAGAAUACAAGGAGUUGGUUCUUUGGCAGCCUUUCUUUGUAAGACCACUGUUUUGCAAAGCGAUGAAAGGAACUCAAGUUCUCUCUCUCUCUCCUUAAAUUAUUUGCCAGCAAUCCUUUAAUUUUUUGUCAAGAGUUUCUUGUCCCCCACGGUCCCACCCCCAGGACUAAAAAUUUUGGCUGAUGGCUCCACAGUUCAAAGUUCAACGUUUUUCAAAGUAGAAAUGUCAAGGGUAAGCUUUUCAAUAAAUUGGG